Molecule: messenger RNA, 783 nt
Organism: Ctenocephalides felis (cat flea)
Lineage: Eukaryota; Metazoa; Arthropoda; Insecta; Siphonaptera; Pulicidae
Exons: 5
Coding region: 289-783 (164 amino acids)
Source: RefSeq, a predicted model, not a curated record
UUUGACAUCCAAAUAUCAACUUUCCUGUCACCUCGACAAGAUCUAGAACGGGUUAAUAACUUGUAUUAGGCAAUGUGAUUAGAAUAAAACAAUCGCAGUGUUAACAAAUGUGUGUGUUAAACGUGAUGAAAUUAAUAAAAACGUUGACUGAAAUGUGCGAAAAUUCGCCAAUUAUGUGAAAUGUGUCAUAAAAACCGACUUACAAAUAUUGAUCUGCACACAAAUAGUAUUAAAAAGUUCUAGUGAUCUUAGUCAAUAGUUUUUAACAUAGGAUAUAAAACAAUCAACAUGUCUGGCGGAUAUAUAAAUCAAGGAGGAGAACUCCGUUCGAACGGAAGAUCUCCACAUAAAUACGUCAUACAGCAGCCUUCAUAUAGUGGAAAACAACCCUUUCUCAUACCACGGGGGCGAGCGUAUUUCCUAAUUGCUCUAGCCAUGGCAGCUUUGGUAGCUGCUUUUCUAUUAGCCUGGUUCUUAUCACCUGGUUAUGGUAAUGCCACUAGUCUAUGUCCCAUCGAUCAAAGAAACGCAGCCAAACUCGGAUCUGAUGGUCCUUUGGAGGAAUUGAUGUACCACGAUGAUAAAACAGUUCAUGAUCCCAAUGCUGGUACAGGAACAGAAAAGGAACCUUAUCGACCUAGCAGAUACAAGAUUUUCUUAUCUCCAAAUAUAUCAUCUUCCCAAACGUAUGGUGAAGUUUACAUCGACUUCGAAUGCUUUGAGAAUGAUGCUGAAAUUAUCAUAGAUAUUGGUGGUGACAUGUUGAUCCAGGCUGAGAAAUGA